AUGAUGAGUUCUGCCGCAAGUGGCGCUGCGGAUUUUCCACCAUCAUCAGCGGAUGGUACCGAAGGGAGGAGGCGACCAUCUCCCGGACAAACCUCCGCCAAACCGGCCUCAAACCCCCGCGGCAGCCGCUCCGCAUCAUCCACUGCGUCAAAGCCCGGAGGAAAAUCCACUAAAGGACGUGAAGGAGAGCAGGACACGCGUGUUGUGAAGCUGAGGGGUGCGGCAGCUGUUCGUGGUGCUGAAACUGAGGCGAUUUUGGAAACCGAGGAGCGGAUUGACCGCGCUCCGCCACCGGACACCCGCCGCGCGCUGCGUUUUCCGUGCGUUAAAAGAGAAUCGUCCGCGGAGAACCUCGACCGAUCGCCUGGUGGCGUGAGGGGGAGACAGGCCGCUGCGGGAGGAGAGUACGUGGGCUGCGGACCGGCCUUCUGGGGCGGAGGCUGUCUGCAGUCAGAGCUCAUCCAGUAUCACAUCAACAAGCGCUUGAGGAAAAGCGGCAGCAUGCAGCGGCAGACACCGGGAGAGACGCAAGCGGGAACGCAGGCCGAGGAGGCGGUGACACAGCAGGAUGAAGUCCUGCAGGAGGAGAUCGAGAGGCUGGAGGAUGAAAACGACGAGCUUAAGAGCACGAUUGAAGAGAUGCGGACGGAGAUGGAGGAGAUGCGCGACACCUUUUACGAGGAAGACACGUGUCAGCUAGAUGAAAUGCGGCGUGAGCUGGAAAGAGCGAAUAAGAACUGCCGCAUCCUUCAGUAUCGACUCCGCAAGGCAGAACGUAAACGACUACGCUAUGCGCAAACCGGAGAAAUCGACGAGGACCUCCUAAGGAGCUUAGAGCAAGAUUUAAAGGUUGCCAAAGAUGUUUCUGUGAGACUCCACCAUGAGCUGGAAAAUGUGGAGGAUAAACGAACAAAGACUGAAGAUGAAAACGAACGGCUGAGACAGAAACUUAUCGAGGUGGAAGUCACCAAACAGGCUCUGCAACUUGAGCUAGACAAGGCUAAAGAGUCUCAGAAACGAAGAGGAAGCAAAGAUGCACAAAAGCCUGAGAGGAAGACUCCUACAGAGGAGGACAGUGAGGACCUGAAAUGCCAGCUGGCCUUCAUUAAAGAGGAGGCUACAUUAAUGAGAAAGAAAAUGGCAAAGAUCGACAAGGAAAAGGACCGCCUGGAACAAGAACUUCAAAAGUACCGAUCCUUCUAUGGGGAUCUGGAUAGCCCUCAUCCAAAGGGGGAAGCUGGUGGUCCACCCACUACAAGGGAAUCAGAACUGAAACUCCGCUUGCGACUGGUGGAAGAAGAGGCCAACAUCCUGGGACGAAAAAUUGUGGAACUGGAGGUCGAGAACCGUGGUCUGAGAGCAGAGCUGGAUGAUCUUCGAGGAGAUGAAUCCUCUAAUGGGGGCUUGUCCGGUGCGGAAGGAGGAAUAGGACGCGAACAGGGUUCAGAGCUGUCUGAGCUGAGGCAACAACUGCAAUUGGUGGAGGAUGAAGCCGAACUUCUGAGGAGGAACCUCGCGGAUGUAGAGGACCAGAAUAAGAGAGUGACAAGCGAGCUGAAUAAAUUGCGCUUUAAAGAGGGUACGAGGCAUGCCUCGGGCAGUAAUGCAACAGGUGCCAACAAUGGUGCUGGAGACAGCUCUAAAUCCGAGGCCUUGCAGGAGGAACUGAAAGCAGCAAGGAAGCAGAUCAAUGAACUGAGCGGAAAAGUGAUGCAACUGCAAUAUGAGAACCGUGUCCUGCUUUCUAACAUGCAACGAUAUGAUCUAGCAUCUCAUCUAGCCGUGACGCCACGUGACAGUGAUGCAGAAAGUGAUGGUGGUCCUGGAAUUGGAGGACGUAGAGGUAGUGAUGAUGACUCUUCCUCGUCUCGCCUCCCUCCCCAUCGCAAACGCGAGGGUCCUGUUGGAGGAGAAAGUGACUCGGAGGAGGUCCGCAAUGCUCGAUGCCUCACGCCAACUCGCUCACUCUAUUCUCCUGAAUCUGCCCGGCUCCUCUCACGCUCCAUACGGGACAGGCAACAGAUGAUUGACAUCCGAGCUGAGGCAGAGCGAUUGGGGCGAACCAUUGACCGUCUUAUAGCCGACACCAGUAACAUCAUUGCAGAGGCUCGGGUCUUUGUGGCUAAUGGGGAUCUUUUUGGUCGUAUGGAAGAUGAAGACGAUGGUGGCCGAAUCAGAGAGCAUGAGCUACUCUUCCGCAUCAACUCUCAAAUGAAGACCUUCAGGAAGGAGCUCCAAGGGUUUAUAGACCGGCUGGAAGUCCCAAAACCUGAGGAAAGAGAUUCAGAAGAACCGUUAUCUAUGUUUCAGCCUAUCAUUUUAUUCAUCCUCAUUCUAGUGUUGUUCUCCUCGCUCUCUUAUGCCACCAUUUUUAAACUUGUAUUUCUUUUUACCCUCUUUUUUGUCCUGUGAUUACCAUCCGCCCACUCAUUAGCAUAGUCUCGCCCUUUGUUUUCGUUUGUUUGUCAAUGUUGUGUAUGUCACCAUGGUCGAAGAAUCACAGGAUGGUCACUUUCCAAGCACAGACAGCGCGCUUAAGCACAGAAGACUGCAUAAUCUUAAUUUCUAAAAUGCUGGAGACCCAAAUCAAGUACCCAAAUCACAUAUAUAUGGCUGCCACUGGAAGGUACGUCAUCAAGAGUUUUAUUUUUGCAACUAAAGACUACUACUGUAUACAACAUCAGAAUAUCUGCAUUUGUGAAGACAUCAAGACCCUUAAACCUCUGGAAGCGACAUCACCAAGAAGGCAUUUAUUCAGAACUAUGGCUACCAGGCACAAUGGCGCUUGCUUUGCAACCAAAGAUUUUGCAAUGGAAAAGUUAGGGGCACAUCAGCCAGAAUUCCAGCCACAUCAGCUGGAAUGACCACCAAUCAGAAGCAUGCAAAGAGGUAUUGGUGGACUUUCCAACGUGGUCACUCCAGUGACCUUUCAGGAAUUGCUGCAUAGUUUUCUGAACACUUGGCUAAAGAAUGGCCA
This is a messenger RNA of Danio aesculapii, 2977 nucleotides long. Its product is annotated as protein SOGA3-like. Gene Ontology annotation, biological process: regulation of autophagy. The transcript is spliced from 7 exons. The coding region runs from base 1 to 2412 and encodes 803 amino acids. The record is from RefSeq and is a predicted model, not a curated record. Lineage: Eukaryota; Metazoa; Chordata; Actinopteri; Cypriniformes; Danionidae.